Messenger RNA from Endocarpon pusillum Z07020, 471 nucleotides. RefSeq lists its product as uncharacterized. The transcript is spliced from 2 exons. Lineage: Eukaryota; Fungi; Ascomycota; Eurotiomycetes; Verrucariales; Verrucariaceae. The coding region runs from base 1 to 471 and encodes 156 amino acids. The record is from RefSeq and is a predicted model, not a curated record.
AUGAGCCCAGAGUGCAAUACGCCGGAGCAAUCCAUCCGCCAACACCCCAACCCGCAACCUACAUCCAGGCCCUCCCCAAAACCAGACCCAACAAACCCCAACCCCCUAUACCUCCUCGCCGAAGCCGCCGAACUCAGCUCUCUCCCACAAGAAGACCUCGCCGCAGCGUCGAUCCUGCUCCAACUCCACCGCGAGGACGCCCUGCUCGCCAACUCGAAUCCAAGCAGAGAAGCCAAGACCAUCUCUCCCGACACGGAUUCAGACGCCACGAUCCCGGACGAUACGCCGUACCGGUCUGUGGUUGGUGGUGGUGAUGGUGGUGGGCAGCAGAAUCAGGAAAAGCAGCAGCGUCCGCCAGGGUCGCCCUCCUCCUCCUCCUCCUCCUCGCCAGCAGAAAAAGCAGCAGCAAGACGAGGUGGUAAAAGGAAGAGAGAGGUGCGGAUGCGGAGGGGUCCCGCUAGUUGUUUAUGA